AUGUCUCCAAGCAAGAAGUACGAUUUCAGCGGCAAAGUCGCCCUGGUCACUGGCUCCUCAAGUGGCAUCGGCGCCGCCAUUGCCGUUCAGUUGAGCUCUUACGGCUGCAAAGUGGCCAUCACCGGUCGUUCUGCCGCCGGACUAGAGAAGGUCGCCCAAGAGGUGCUCAAAGCUUCCGGGGGAGUGGCACCGCUCCAGAUCAUCGGCGACCUGCUCGAUGACGCCUUUCCGCAGCGACUGAUCACCGAGACGAUUGCCAAGUUUGGCCAGUUAAACUUUCUGGUGAACAACGCCGGCGGUGGAACUCCCAAGGGCAAUCUAAGCAGUGACAAUCUGCUGGAAGAGUUUGACAAUGUCAUGAAGUUGAAUCUGCGAAGUGUGGUGGAGCUCACUCAACGAGCAGUGCCCUAUCUGGAGAAAACUGAGGGCAGCAUUGUCAACAUCUCUUCAGUUGCUGGAAUUAAACCCUAUGCCCUUGUAUACAGUGCUUCAAAAGCAGCCCUGGAUAUGGUUACAAAGUGCAGUGCGCUUGAGUUGGGACCAAAACAGAUUCGAGUGAAUUCAGUCAACCCAGGUCCGGUAGUCACUGCUUUUGCACGAUCAAUGGGUUUUGACCAGGCUGCUAGUGAAGCCGUUUUUCACGGUAUUGCUCCCCAAAUGUUGAUGAAGCGUGUUGGCCAGUCUGAGGACAUUGCCAACCUUACAAGUUUCCUUCUAAGUGACGAUGCUCGAAAUAUAACUGGUUCUAUCAUGGUCAGCGACAGUGGCACUUUGCUGAAGGCACCAGAGUUUGCUCCGGAUGAAUUAGAAAAAAAAUAUGUUAAAAAAUAA
Rhagoletis zephyria (snowberry fruit fly) is the source of this 831-nucleotide messenger RNA. The record is from RefSeq and is a predicted model, not a curated record. Lineage: Eukaryota; Metazoa; Arthropoda; Insecta; Diptera; Tephritidae.